Bolinopsis microptera is the source of this 1610-nucleotide messenger RNA. Its product is annotated as betaine aldehyde dehydrogenase-like. Gene Ontology annotation, molecular function: aldehyde dehydrogenase (NAD+) activity. Lineage: Eukaryota; Metazoa; Ctenophora; Tentaculata; Lobata; Bolinopsidae. The record is from RefSeq and is a predicted model, not a curated record.
UGGUAUGAGGCUUGGUGUGAUUAAAAGAAUGAGCUCAUCCUUCAGCCGUGCUGUAGAACUACUGCCCCCUUCCCUGAAUUGGGUGGAUAACGACUAUUAUGUUGGAUCAGGGAAAGGACUUGACGUGGUGAACAAAGCCACUGGAAAUGUAGUCAUGACCAGUGCCUCUGCUAGUGAUGCUGAUGUCGACACAGCAGUACAGUCUGCCCUUGCAGCAUUUCAGACUUUCAGAGAUAUACCUGCUGCAGAACGAGGCCAACUUCUCCUAAAGGCAGCUACGCUACUUGAAGAGAGGACGAUAGAGUUCGCUCACCUCGAAACACUGGACACAGGAAAACCUUUCUAUGAAUCAGAGAUGGACGUUGGUACAGGGGUUGAUGCCCUGAGAUUCAUUGGAGGCUUAGUUCAGAACUAUCAUGGCAAUCACUUUGAUUUAGGGGGAAACUUUGCAUACACAUCUAGGGAACCCCUUGGUGUUAUCGGAGGGAUAGGACCUUGGAAUUAUCCUCUACAAACGGCGUGCUGGAAGAUUGCUCCUGCUUUAGCCUGUGGAAAUUCUCUCGUUUACAAGUGUUCUGAGUACACUCCUCUCUCGACAGUAGCUUUUGCAGCACUGCUAAAAGAGGCUGGGCUUCCUGCCGGUGUGGUGAACAUUGUGGCUGGUGAGGGCUCAGUGGGAGCCGCCAUUACCGCCCACCCAAACAUCUCCAAACUCAGCUUCACUGGAUCCGUCCCUACUGGCAAACGGAUAAUGUCCAAAGCUUCGGAUAGUCUUAAGAAAGUAACCCUGGAACUCGGUGGCAAAUCACCUCUUAUUAUCUUUGAUGAUGUGGAUAUGAAGAAUGCGGUAUCUACUGCCAUGCUUGCUAACUUUUUCUCCCAAGGGGCGGUUUGCUCAAACGGUACACGUGUGUUUGUUCAGAGAUCCAUCUUGGAAGAGUUCACAUCUCAACUUGUAGAACGAACCAAGAAACUGAAGAUCGGUAACCCGAUGCAGGAGGACGUUAAAGUGGGAGCCACGAUCUGCAAGAUGCAGUAUGAUAAGAUCCUGAAGUAUCUGGAUAUAGCGAGAGAGGAAGGUUGUGAGGUGUUAUGUGGGGGUGGAGCAGUGACCCUUGAUGAUCCUGACCUUGCUGGAGGUUUCUACAUUGCCCCAACAGUUCUGGGAAACUGUACAGACGACAUGACAGUGGUAAAGGAGGAAGUGUUCGGACCAGUUCUCAGUAUCUUAGUGUUUGACACGGAGGAGGAGGUUAUAAAGAGAGCUAAUGAUACUCCUUUCGGACUGGCUGCUGGAGUUUGCACUCAGAAUUUAUCUCGAGCCUAUCGAGUAACAUCUAAACUAGAAGCCGGCUCUUGCAACAUCAACACAUUCAACAAUUUCCCUACAGUAAUACCUUUCGGGGGAUACAAGAACAGUGGGAUUGGUCGGGAACUGGGCGAGGAAUGUUUCAAUUAUUAUUCCCAAACUAAAUCUGUUUACGUGGAAACGGGCGACCCCUGGUGCCCAUUCGAGUGAUUUAAGUUAAACACUUUUCAGAGCUCUUUGUUUAUAUGAUUUUUACAAAUGUCUAUGUUAGUUAGUCUUAGAUCGUUUUAUGUAAAUUAGG